AAAAGCUUGACAGCCAAGAAAUAAGUGCAAUACAUUUUUUUUGUGAAACAUUUAUAUUGUUGGUUGUGUCGCUUUCAUAAACUAUUUAUUUUCGCUCACAAUUUUGAGAUCAGAACAACAGUACACUCACGAAGCUGGAACAGGAUUUUAAGGUUAAUUAAUUAAAAACCUUGCAGGUAGAAUUUUGCACAAUGAAAUAUUCUACUUCACCCGUGCCGACACGAAGUAAUAACUUGCUUUCAGGAAUGUCAUCAUCAAGAACCGCAUCACCGUUACCUCCGCCGGUAAAUCAAAGAACUGAUUGCAUGAGUGCCACUAACAAAAGUUAUAAAUACCUGCGACGAUUCGUGAAGUUUGAUCAAAUGGAUUUCGAGUACGCGCUUUGGCAGAUGCUUUAUUUGUGCAUUGCUCCCCAAAAAGUCUAUCGGACUUGCAAUUACAGAAAGCACACUAAAUCACAGUUUGCUCGCGAUGAUCCAGCCUUUCUAGUUUUGUUAGUUGGAUGUCUUUGUGUCACGUCACUCGGAUUUGCAUGGGUUCUAUCGUUGGACAUCGGUCAAUGCAUACUAUUUCUUUUGUAUGUUGUUUUCGUAGACUGCAUUUUCUGUGGAAUGGUAGUUGCUACUAUACUGUGGAUAAUUACAAAUCGUUAUUUGAGGGAGAAAACUGACCCAGAUGUAGAAUGGGGCUACGCGUUUGACGUACAUUUGAAUGCUUUUUUCCCUCCACUGAUUUUAUUGCAUUUUAUUCAGUUAUUUUUCUAUCAUGCAUUAAUCAGCCAGAACUGGUUCAUUUCUGCGUUUAUUGGUAAUACAAUAUGGUUAGCAGCUCUAAGUUAUUACAUUUAUAUUACGUUCCUUGGUUAUAGUGUUAUACCAGGUCUGAAAAACACGCGAAUUAUUCUAGUUACUUUACCGCUAGUUUUUCUAUUUUAUGUAGUAACCCUUAUAAUCAGGUGGAAUUUAAGUAUAUCUUUAAUGUACUUUUAUCACUAUCGAGUGCUGUAAAAGGUUAUGUAAAAUAGAUGUUAAUAAAUAAUAAAUAAAAAAAAUUAGUCAAAAUGUAUAUAAUCAAUAUAUUUAUACUUUUUUGACGUGGGAAACGUCUUUGUUUACUAUACUGGGAUGCAUUCUGUAAAAUUGGAAAUGAAACGGGCAAAUGUUGCGUCAGAUUUCAAACGCUAAUAACAGCAUAACCACAUGAUGGAUAACAAUAACCAAAAUGUUGUUGGAUAGAUAAAAUGUAUAACAAUUUUGUAAUGUGUUAAUUAUCACUCUAAUUUCAUUGCUAAGCGGUAAAAUUGAUAAUAAUUUCAAUAACAAAUUUACGCGAAUAAUGAACCAAUUACAUGCGAGCAUUCCUAGCACAGACGACGUGAAUGGACACCAUCCGUUCCCUGUGAUAUUCCCUGUAUCAAUUUCGAAAUAAAAAUUGACAGAGUCUCCCCGUCCCAAUAGGUCAAUUUAUUUUUGCUUCCAUGAGCUUAGACUAAUAUGAUGUCUCGAAGGUAAAAGUUUUCCUAAAAGUUUGAAACAAUACCCAUCCUUGAACAAUCUCUUAACCUGCGUGUUAGGUACUGUAGAACCUAAUAAAAACUGAUGUCUUGAAAGAAAACAUGCCAGUAAAAGCAACAGUACCAGUGGAGUAUAGAACCGCAGGUCUCUCGUCGUCUAUGAUUGCAUUGGUACUCUUCUAUUCGUACUGCAGCAGUACUAUUCGUAUUGCAGUGGUACACUUUUGUUCGUACAUUUCUAUUCGUAUGCAAUUGAGGAAAAACUACAAUGCUGCUGUUGAUGGUGAUUGAAAGUUUAUUUCAUAAAUAUGAUUGCCAUGAAUUACUCAACAAGAAUUGUAAAUUUUUGCAACGGAUAUUUUUUAAAUUUUAUCUUCGAUAUUCACUAAAUAAUCGUGACCGGAUAGUAUCGAAAGAGUAAAUUCCUAAAUAUAUACAUUUAUAGAAGAGUAAGAACCUGCGAAUGCUUGUGAUUUGUCAAGUUUAUUUAGUAAGAUUCGUACAGAAUCUCUUUUUAUAUUUCAAAAUUGUUAGAUGAUAUAUUAUUAUUCUAAGCUUUACCAUAAUAAACGUAUAUUUCCUGUCUUCGUAAUACAGCGAAUGUAGUUGCAGGCAAAUGAAAAAAUUGUCAAGCAAAAAAUAAAAAUGUAAUUGUGGAUUUCUACGAUUUUUUGCUGGAACUUGUUAGGAAUUUUGUUCAAAAUAUUUUCUUAUGUUUUCCAAUUGAUGAACCUUUGUAAGGGCUUCCAUAUUAUUUUGAAAGUAAUAUCCAUACUAUAGAUUUGAUUUAGUUAGAGUUAAAUAAGACAAAACCAUUCAUUAUGAUAACGUAAGCAUUAUUGGAUUUGGUUUUUGAGGAUAUAGAGAUAAUUCUGACUUUGACGCAUUAUGAGAAAUUCUUGGUGCUUCUUCAACAAGCACGAUAUGCUUGUGCCUUGUUAAAUACAUAUUUUUUUGCACAAAAAAAAAAUACUAAAGGCAUAAUAUCGCCAAAUAUAAAUGAUAUUUUUUCGAGUGUUGUUGAAUAUAUUCCAAAAAUUGAUUUCCAGGGGAGGCUGAAAAUAAACACAUUGAUUCUGUCUGCAGACUCUGUAUAUUUUGUAACAAAAAAUCCCCUAAUUACAGUGUUUAGUCCCACGUCACCAUUUCAUACAACCCUAGGGCUGUAUACCUUGUAGUAUUUUACUUUUUGUUUUGAGUUGAUUUUUGCAGCUCAAAAAAUUCUCUAUACACAGUCAUCCUACUAUUAUGGGCCAAUACACUUUCUAUUGGUUUCCAACGUAUGUCAAUAACUUGUAAUAGUCAAUUUUAAAUUUGGUGAACGCUGUUCACGUUUACUAAAUCUAUAUUUGACUAUUUAAAGUUAUUGAAAUAUGUUAGAAACCAACACAGAGACUGGCCCAUAAUACUGGGAUGACUGAAUAUGUGCCAAUUUUAAUCCAACAGAUUUCGAGAGACAAUAUUGUUUUAAAAUCACGUAUGCUCAGAAAAUUACACUGAUUUAACCGAUUUAUAAAAAUCAGUAAACCGCGUAUAACUCAAUCUCAGACAAACAGACGUACCACUCCGUACAAAAUUUUAAGGAAAUAAUGGUUCCUACCUGGGGGAAGAAACGAAUACUGCACUCAAAACAGAAAACACGCACCCUAACUAUGUGUAACUAUCUUCUUGCAUGACCUGAGCUAAGUUUUUAGUAACACCAGGAAUACUGGAUGUGCAAAUUUUAUAGACUUAUUUUUCGAGCCUGUUUUUUUCCAAUUUGCCGUUCAGAGUUUUGAGUUUGGCCGUGAUGAAAUGUGUUCGAAAUAGUAAACAAAGCCUUAAAUCCUUAGAAGCGAAAGUUUAAUAAUCGAAGUAGCUAGCAUGAUUAUUACUUAAAGCUUAUGAAUUUUUAAUUUUACGUAAAAAACCAAAAUAUUUUGUAAAACGACAAUGAAUAAAAAAACUGUUUGCGAUAAAUAUUUUUUCGAGCAACGCGAUACCUUUCAGUUAUAACAAUACUCAUCGCAAAAUAAAUGCUUUUUCCUUGGUUCAAAUUGACAGUCAAUGACAGCUCAUUCUGGUUCAUUUUGACACUCACACAGCUUCGUAUCCAUUUUUCCAUCCCAGGUUUCUACUAGAGAUCCUCAGAGGGAGAGAUAAGCGAUGAAAAAAACCGCUGAUUUGGCAACUAGGUUUCACAUAUCAGAGGUGCCAGAUCUCUUCUCAAAGCGCAAUGUUGACUAACUUUUUAAUUCGGCUCGUAUAGCUGAUGGUGACGGUGAAAGUCCUGGGAAAUAAUAAAGUGCAUCACAAAAACCGUGAAGGUGUUAAAUUUUAUGUUUAUGUUUAAUUUUAUAUACUUUCAUCAUUAUUCUGUAGACCAUACAAAGGGUUUGUGAGCCACCAGUUAAAAAUCACUGUGAUGAAGCAACUUUGGAGCAUUCUCAAUUCAUGUUUUAGCAAUAGAACAUGAAAAACGUGUAAAAAUAAAUAUAUUCUUUAUUGAACCUUAUUGCAAUACCUUUCAAUGUGUAACCUUUCUUGUUCGUUUGGCUCGAAUUUUGACAUGUUUGUUUGGCUCACAACACUCUCUUCGCAUAUCUCUCCCUCUGAGUAUUGCUAGUUCCUACUAACCUAGCGAACCUAUACAUUAGAGAAAUGACAAGACACUC
Molecule: messenger RNA, 4167 nt
Organism: Wyeomyia smithii (pitcher-plant mosquito)
Lineage: Eukaryota; Metazoa; Arthropoda; Insecta; Diptera; Culicidae
Gene: Unc50
Product: protein unc-50 homolog
Exons: 4
Coding region: 192-1007 (271 amino acids)
Cellular component (GO): Golgi membrane
Source: RefSeq, a predicted model, not a curated record